Molecule: messenger RNA, 1041 nt
Organism: Prunus armeniaca (apricot)
Lineage: Eukaryota; Viridiplantae; Streptophyta; Magnoliopsida; Rosales; Rosaceae
Source: the annotation of a GenBank genome assembly
AUGGCCACAGCAACAAAGCUACUGCUAACAGACCUCAUGUCCGGUGUGAACCAUGUCCCCUCAAACUACGUUAGGCCCAUCUCUGACCGUCCAAAUCUCCGUGAUGUUCAGAUAUCAGAUGCCUCCUCCAUUCCUCUCAUUGAUCUCAAGGACCUCCAUGGCCACAACCACUCUAAUAUUAUCGAACAGAUUGGCCUAGCUUGCCAAACUGAUGGUUUCUUUCAGGUGAAAAAUCAUGGGGUGCCAGAGGAAAUGAUCAAAGACAUGUCAAGUAUAGCAAGAGAGUUUUUCAAGUUGCCAGAGAGUGAGAGGUUGAAGAUGUACUCAGAUGACCCUUCAAAGACCACAAGGCUUUCCACUAGUUUCAAUGUCAGGACUGAAAAACUUUCCAACUGGAGGGACUUUCUGAGACUCCAUUGCUACCCUCUUGAAGAUUAUGUCCAAGAAUGGCCUAACAAUCCCCCAUCAUUCAGGGAGCAAGUGGGUGAGUAUUGCACAAGUGUGAGAGGGCUGGUACUAAGAUUGCUUGGGGCCAUAUCAGAAAGCUUGGGCUUAGAAAAGAACUAUAUUGUUGAGGCAAUAGGCAAGCAAGGCCAGCAUAUGGCUUUGAAUUACUAUCCACCCUGUCCAGAACCAGAGCUUACAUAUGGAUUGCCUGGACAUACAGAUUGUAACCUAAUCACCAUCCUUCUCCAAGAUGAAGUGCCUGGAUUGCAGGUCCUUAGAAAUGGCAAGUGGGUUGCUGUCAACCCCAUUCCCAACACUUUUAUUGUCAAUAUUGGUGAUAUGAUGCAGGUAAUUAGCAAUGAUAAGUACAAAAGUGUGCUGCACAGAGCUGUGGUUAACUGCAACUCAGAGAGGAUAUCAAUUCCAACCUUCUACUGUCCAUCACCUGAUGCAGUGAUUGCGCCAGCCAAGGACCUGAUCAGCCAUGAUCAACCAGCCAUGUACAGGAACUUUACAUAUGCUGAAUACUUUGAGAAAUUCUGGAACAGAGGACUUGCAACUGAGUGCUGCUUAGACUUGUUCAAACCCAACUGA